UUUCUAUCAAUGGGUGGAUUUACAUUUGACCUGUAUGUUGUAAGGCCUUUGGCUCUGGUGGUGUGACAGCCGAGUUGUGGGAGGCAGUUAGUGGUGGGCACUUCCCAAAGGAGAAGGGGUCCUGGUCUGCACGAGCUCAUUACCAUGAGCUUGUCUCCACCCUCACCUCUCUUUUCAGAUCCAAGCCUAUGCUGCUUUCAUCUGCCCUGAAUCCCUUUAUAUUCCUAUUACUUCUACCGAAACAUGACCUUCUUGGAAAAAUAUGGUGCGGAAGCCUGAUGUGGGGGUGAGGGGAACUUUGUAAAUUGUGAGAUGUAAAGUAUAUAGUCUGACCCGAUUUCUGAUAGUCCCGAAUUUCCAUCUGGUGAUGAGUGAUUGUAUUUUUCAGAACAUUUCCACCUUUGUGAACUUACUGAUCUUAGAAGAUUAUCUACCGAUUAAGUUUUCCAUUUCUAGUCAACAGUUUUAUAUUCACUGGCUUUGACUGUGUAGGAAAUCAGCUGGUGCCUAUGAAGGCAUCAUAACCCCAGUGAGUCACAAAGGCAGCUAGAUUCCCAUUCAGCCUUAGGAAGGAAGGAGAAGUGUGCAGUUUUCCUCUUUUGGAGGUUGAGUAUCACACUUUAUAGCCGUCCUUUAAAUCAUAUGACAUUAAGAUUUGAUGUGAUUAUUCCUAAUUGACUUGGAGUUACGCACUUCUUGUAUGUGCUCUUGCCUUUGGAUUUAAUGACAUGAAGGCUUUGAGAAGUGAGCAGAUUCCAUUUUUUCUGGUGACUAUUAUAUAGCACUAUUAAGAGUUCAGUCCUGUGCAGAGGAUAUAAAGUCCUGACUUCUUGCUGAAUUCAUAAAUAUUUCCAGGAAGGAUCUCUCUGGUUAAGCCCUUCUCUCUCAGUCCCUACUCUGCGUUCUCUCCGGUUCCUUCUCAGACUCUCCCUUACAAGCCAGGCAGGAAUUAUAGGAUUCAUGCAUUUAUUCAGCAAAUACUGAGGAUUGCAUGCCAGGAUCAGCGCUGGCAAUGCAGUGCUGCAGCCCAUGGCUCAGGUCCCUACCCUUUCAGGGGACUUAGAAUGCAGAGCAGGGGAUGGGGUCACAUCAUCCCCGCUAGCCUAUCCUUGUAAAUAAGGUUUUGUUGGCGCACAGCCAAACCCUUUCAGUUUCAUGCGUCUGUGGCUGCUUUGGCACUGGAACGGCAGCAAAGUCAGGAGCAUUCAUUACUUGACUGUUUACAGAAGAAGUUAACUGACUCUGGCUUGGAGUGUGUGUGGGGAGAGCCAGAGAAACCUGAUAAACCCAGAGAAGAGGGUCCUCUGGUGUCCUAGAGGGAAGAGGGCCAGCCUGGAGCUGUAGCAGAGAGGGGAACGUGUUCAUACCCAAAUUUCACUGUGGCUGCUAUGCAGGUAGGUGAUGGAGAGGCAGCAUUGGAGUGUGAGGCCCUGCCUGGAUGCAUGUCUCAGCCCUGCCAUGCCUGAUCCCAACAUCAGCCUGCUCCUCUGUUGGCUGUUCUGUGUGUACGACAGGGCUGGCAGUCAUGGACCUCAGUCUUGGGAAUCCGUGGCUUACCACAUGUGAGGCACUUAGAACCCUGUUAUUCCUCUUCCUGUAAUCUUUCAGGCAGGCUGGCCUGAACCGAGCUGGCCUCAGCAGUCAGGGUUUGGAGAACAUGGCCGGAUUUAGGAGCUACACAAGCUCUGAAUUGGAGGAGUCAGUGAUUAAUUGGAUGUCAGAACAUGAGGCCAAGGAUGAAAAUGUAUGUUUUACCUUUGAUCGGUGAGUGGGUGCUGUUUACCGUCCCUGAGGUGGGGAAGACAGUCCUGGAAGCAGGUUUGUGAUGUGGGGUAAGUGUAAGUUCAGUCUGGGGUGUCUUAAGUUUAGGUUGAUUGAAGUAGAAAUGGCCAGGAGGCAGGUGCCUGCAGGCCUGGAGAUGAGAAGGAUGAAAAGUGUGAUGUGGGUGCAGGAAAUGUGUAGGCAUGAUGGGUGUGACCUAGUCGCCUGGCUUGGAAGAGAAGGAGAUUGCCCAGGGUGAGGAGGAGCAACAGGCAGCCUGCUGUCCGAUCUCUAGAGAGCACCAGCAGUGAAAGGUUAGACAAGAGAACGAUCAGAACACCUUUUGGAGGAAGAUAUGCAUGAAGUUUGAACCUGUUAAACAUUCUCUUCUUAAGGAAGACAGAGCUGUUAAUAAUCCCAUGCCUGACCGAGGGGCCAAUGGACUAGCUCCCGGGGAUGACAGAUUCAAACCCGUGGUGCCCUGGCCUCAUGUUGAAGGAGUGGAAGUGGACUUAGAGUCUAUUAGAAGAAAAAACAAGGCCAGACAUGAACAAGAGCGCCACGCUGGAGGAGAUAACCAGAAAGACAUAAUGCAGAGGCAGUAUCUCACAUUUAAGCCUCAGACUUUCAGCUACCGUGAUCCUGUGCUCCGCCCAGGGGUCCUCGGGAACUUUGAACCCAAAGAGCCUGAGCCUCAUGGAGUGGUUGGUGGCCCUGGAGAGAAAGCCAAGCCAGUGGUUUUGGGACCAGAACUCAAACAUGCAGUUCAAGCCAGCAUUAAAGAGUUUGGAUUUAACAUGGUGGCAAGUGACAUGAUCUCUCUGGACCGCAGCGUCAAUGACUUACGGCAAGAAGAAUGCAAGUAUUGGCAUUACGAUGAAAACCUGCUCACGGCCAGCAUCGUCAUUGUCUUCCAUAAUGAGGGGUGGUCAACCCUCAUGAGAACAGUCCACAGUGUAAUUAAAAGGACUCCAAGGAAAUACCUGGCAGAAAUCGUGUUGAUUGAUGAUUUCAGCAACAAAGAACAUUUAAAAGAAAAACUGGAUGAGUAUAUUAAGCUGUGGAAUGGCCUAGUGAAGGUAUUUCGAAAUGAGAGAAGAGAAGGUUUAAUUCAGGCACGAAGUAUCGGUGCCCAGAAGGCCAAACUGGGACAGGUUUUGAUAUACCUCGACGCCCACUGCGAGGUGGCAGUUAACUGGUAUGCACCACUUGUAGCUCCUAUAUCUAAGGACAGAACCAUUUGCACUGUGCCGAUUAUAGAUGUCAUAAAUGGCAACACGUAUGAAAUUGUACCCCAAGGGGGUGGUGAUGAAGAUGGGUAUGCCCGAGGCGCGUGGGAUUGGAGCAUGCUCUGGAAACGGGUGCCUCUGACCCCUCGAGAGAAGAGAAUGAGAAAGACAAAAACUGAACCGUAUCGGUCCCCAGCCAUGGCUGGAGGAUUAUUUGCCAUUGAACGAGACUUCUUCUUUGAACUGGGUCUCUAUGAUCCAGGUCUCCAGAUUUGGGGCGGUGAGAACUUUGAGAUCUCAUACAAGAUCUGGCAGUGCGGGGGCAAGUUACUGUUCGUGCCCUGUUCCCGCGUGGGACACAUCUACCGUCUUGAGGGCUGGCAGGGGAAUCCUCCGCCCAUCUCCGUUGGGUCCUCACCUACUCUCAAGAACUAUGUGAGAGUUGUAGAGGUCUGGUGGGAUGAGUAUAAAGACUAUUUCUAUGCCAGUCGCCCUGAAUCAAAGGCAUUACCAUAUGGAGAUAUUUCUGAGCUGAAGAAAUUUCGAGAAGAUCAUAACUGCAAAAGUUUCAAAUGGUUCAUGGAAGAAAUAGCUUAUGAUAUCACCUCACACUACCCUCUGCCGCCCAAAAAUGUCGACUGGGGAGAAAUCAGAGGCUUUGAAACUGUGUAUUGCAUUGACAGCAUGGGGAAGACUAAUGGAGGCUUUGUUGAACUGGGACCCUGCCACAGGAUGGGUGGCAAUCAGCUUUUCCGAAUCAAUGAAGCUAACCAACUCAUGCAGUAUGACCAGUGUUUGACAAAGGGGGCUGAUGGAUCAAAAGUUAUGAUUACACACUGUAACCUGAACGAGUUUAAGGAAUGGCAGUACCUCAAGAACCUGCACAGACUGACUCACAUUCCUUCUGGAAUGUGCCUGGAUCGCUCAGAGGUUCUCCAUCAAGUGUUCAUCUCCAAUUGUGACUCCAGCAAAAUGACUCAAAAGUGGGAAAUAAAUAACAUCCAUAGUGUUUAGAAAGAAUGAAAGAAACCAAUAACCUACCUACUGACAAUGUACAUUUUACACAGGACUGAAAAUCGCCUGAAAACUGCUGCAACUGUUGUUCCCUGUACAGCUCCAAAUCCAGAUCCUCCCAGGAGCCCGAGGACAUUGAUAAAAUGUGAUUUUACAAUAACAUUAUCAUCUGCAAUUCCUGUUUACAAAACUGCUUUUACCUUAAACUUUGUAGAUGUUUACAUCUUUUUGUUUUGUUUCGUUUGAAGAUGAUGUUGGUAAUCUGCUUUUAGCUCUGACUUAGAGUUAAAGGCAUUGUUGUCUUCUUUGGGAUUACACUCAGGGUCUGAAAGGCAGUUUGAUUUUCUUUUUUGUUUGUUUUUAACACACUUGAAAAAAGGUUGGAGAAACCAGACUCUCAUAUAUAACUUGGAGGUUAUCAACCUGUUGUGUCUUUAUUUAAUUUUACAUCUUUUUGAAGCACUGCCACAGGUUAUUAGCCGAGGUGGCCUUCCUUCACGGUCAUGCUGCUUUUUUGAAAGGUGAAUUCAACACAUUUAGUGCCUCUUUCAUUUCUUGGUAUAUGCUUCAAGAGCUUUUGAUGCGAUUUGUAGGAAGGUAAUGAUGGAAUUGUCACCUGUCGGAGGAAUGCUUUUACUACUCAACUGAGUUUAUGCACUACCACCUGCUCUGAAAUGGGACGGUGUGUGUGGCUUGGAAAGGAGAUGACUAGAUGGAACAUCCAGGGCGGUCCCUUAGGUGUGAAGAUUGUACGACAUUAGCUCCCUUUCUUGUCGGCAUUCCUAGCGCCCUAAGGCAGCAGAGGGGUCUCCCAACUAGAGGAAAAUUGUCCCCUGGCAUCUGGGAUUGGCUUUUACCCAGUACUUGUCGCUACGGAAAACUAUAAAUAAUUCUCAGUUUGAAACCUUGAAAUGGGGGCAACAAAACACCACUGUAAACACAUCAAAGGUUUGUUCUGACCGAGGUGAGAAUUCUUAAACCCUGUUGGAUUAAGCCUUACAAGACUACUGUGUGUUGUAACCCAAGCUGUGCAAUUUAUGAAGCCAAGAGUGAACGGACCUUUCAUUUAUAUCUUCAUCCAAAUGAAAUUCCCUGCACAUUUUUUAAAUUUAAAAGAGGCUAUUUAAAAAUACAGUCCAUUCACAGAUAUGAACUCCUUUCUGUUAGAUGAUGUGUUAAUUUCCCUACUCAUUCUUUUUUUUUUUUAGGGAAGUAUAUUUCUAUUAGUAUUUUUCCAGUGAAAAGAAGACUUGUUUAAAUUUCACAUUUAUUAAAAUAAUACCUGCUAUAGGAAAACCAAAUACUACAAGUGGUCAAUUAGAUUUUAAGUUCUGUAAUAGUCUUUUAUUACCCACAAGGUUGAAAUGUUAUGUUGAAUGCAAAAAGAUAAAAACAAAAGUGAUGAGGUAGGAAUGGCAAGUAAAUAAAGCAUUUUUGAUCUUGUAACCAUAAUCAUUACAAUGGAAGGAAUUCACAAACUACUGCCAGAGGGAAAUAUUUUCAAUUAGAGCUUAAAAAAGGAAGGGGGGAAAAAAACACCUCCAUUUGUUUAAAAGAAAAGCCUGUAAUUUGUUUCUUCCAAGAUUAUCUCUUAAAUUUGGAAAGCGAAACAUCCUAAACAGUUUUAUUUAUAGUUUUGAAUUGUCAAUUUGUACUUUGCUACUGAUCUGUGAUCAACCAUUUUAACUUUCAUUCAUCUCUAGGGAUGUUUAAAAAGAAAUACAUUUAUAUGCUUAUAUAAUUGCAAAAUAAAUCAACUAUAAGAAGCUAAGAGAACUGGUACUUUAAUUACUUGUGUUUGCAAAUAGGUUCCAUUUUCCUUGUUGAAUAGAUUAUAACCUUGUUAACUAUGCAUAGGCCUAAGAAAGGUGGCACAUAAACUGUGCAUGUAAAUUUUAAGUGGGUAUUUUGUGCAAUUCGUUAAGAUACUCUAUAAAAAUGAUCCUAUAUAUUGAAAUCAGAAACCUUACCAAACAAGAAAAACAUCAGAAGCUGCUGCCAUAAUGACUAUUUUCUACUGUAGGCUGCUUUGGAAUUAACUCCCAUAUCCUUGCUUUGUAAGUUGAUGCUAUCACUAUGCAUUUCUACACAUUUUAUAAAUUUGAUUUAUGCAAAUUUUGAUACACUGUAUGUUUCUGUAGAAAUUGUAUAAAUAUUCAAAUUUUUAUUAGGGGAAAAUUUUAAAAGUUUAUGUAUAUCUUAAUUCCAGGUUGCUUGUUUUUUAGGUGAGAAAAAAAUAAAAUACUGUAUUUUAA
This is a messenger RNA of Phacochoerus africanus (Common warthog), 6259 nucleotides long. RefSeq names its product polypeptide N-acetylgalactosaminyltransferase 7 (gene GALNT7). Gene Ontology annotation, cellular component: Golgi apparatus. Bases 2121 to 4004 code for a protein of 627 amino acids. The record is from RefSeq and is a predicted model, not a curated record. The transcript is spliced from 12 exons. Lineage: Eukaryota; Metazoa; Chordata; Mammalia; Artiodactyla; Suidae.